CAAAAAAAAAAAAAAAAAAAAAAGAGAGAGAGAGUAUUGAAGAAGUGAAUGAUCCAAAAGCAGAAAAAAAUGCGAUCAGGGACGGAGCUGGAAGGGUAUAGCUAUCAGGAAUCACGGCAGCAGUGGCCGACCAUGUCAGGUUAAUAACAGACUGGGGCAAUCGGAGAAGGCUUAGUGCACCAACGAGCCCCUGGGGUAGCAUGCGCGAGAUGCAUCCCCGCUGCUAACUGGUGAACUAAGCCUAACUCCCGCACCAGGACACUGUGCCUGGCAGUGCAAGGGCUACCUGUUUGCACAUCGCAUCCCUUUAAUAUUUGGAGAUUAAGGGGUUGCUGUAGCACUUUUCAGCACGACUGCUUUACCUAGCACUUCAUUUCAUUGUUUUCUACGCAGCAUCAUUUAAGGGACAUCGUACAAUAAAAAUGGAUGGGUUGGCAAGUUGCAGUAUUUUCCAAGAGCUUCAGCUGGUUCAUGACACAGGCUACUUCUCGGCCAUGCCGUCCCUGGAGGAGAACUGGCAGCAGAACUGCCUGGAGCUGGAACGCUACCUUCAGACUGAACCAAAGAAGAUUUCCGAUACAUUUGCUGAAGAUGCGGACUGUUGCUUGAGCACUUCCUGCAGCAUGAUUGAGGAGGACAUGGCUCAAAUGGUAGAUCCUGUGCUGCUUCCCAUGGACUUGACCUCUUCCAUCCGGACUCCCAGCUCAGCUGUACUAAUUUCACAGGACAAGCUCCUGUCACAGAUAACCUCACAGACUGUUAGUGCCACCACAGAGGCCUACACUGCAGUGAACCCAGCACAGCUGAAUGCUGUGACAUCAUUAACACCUCCUUCAUCCCCUGAACUUAGCAGACACUUGGUAAAACCGUCACAGACUUUGUCUGCCACAGAUGGCACUUUGAUGUUAAAACUGGUGGCAAAGAAAAAUGAACUCAAUGUGACCAAGUUGAUCUCAGCCGAAGCAUCUAGAAGUGGUCCAAGUGACAAUGAACAGAGUGGUUCCUCUGAGGAAGCAUCACCAGAGAAUAAAAAGAGGGUUCAUCGCUGUCUGUUCAAUGGCUGUCGAAAAGUCUAUACGAAAAGCUCCCACCUGAAAGCCCACCAGAGGACUCACACAGGUGAGAAGCCAUACAAAUGUUCGUGGGAAGGGUGUGAGUGGCGUUUUGCACGAAGUGAUGAACUCACACGGCACUACAGGAAGCAUACAGGUGCCAAGCCAUUUAAGUGUAACCACUGUGACAGGUGUUUUUCACGGUCGGAUCAUCUUGCUCUUCACAUGAAACGGCACAUCUAAGAAAGUGCAGUUGUAGGCUGUGUGGAUUUGACUGUGAGUUUAAGAACCAUUGUUAUCUCCACAGCUGGCAUUCAGCCCUCCACUUUGCAAAACAAAACAGAAAAAAACAAUAAUAUGCAUAUGACCUUUGUACAUAGCUACACCUAAAUCGCCAUGCUUGCUCUGUCGGUCACGCCUUAUUCUAGCCUGAGGUGGGAGUCAGACACUGCCAAAUGACUUUUGAUCCGACAGGAAAUGGAUUUCUAGUAGCUGCACUUGCAACUACACAUGGUAAUUAGGGCUUGCCAUUUGGAUGGAGACCAGUAGGAGAAGGAGCUAACAGCUUCUCACUCAAUCUUGUGGGAACAGACUUAUUGAAAACCUGUGGCUUAACCUCUUCUGCAGAUGCGUUGCUAAUACUUAAGACAAAAUACAGAAUGGAACCAGAAAGCCAGAUCUCCAUUAGGUGGCCAAAGGUGUUCUGUUUUUGUUUUUUUCUAGAUGUCUCAACACAAAACCUAUUAGAUGUCUUUUUUCUUCUCUCUCACUUAGCUGAGCUGGAAAUUUCUUCUUCAUUACCAACAGCCUUAAUGGCAUAAAACUGUCAAAUACAACUUAUUUCAGCUUAUGCUGGUUUAACUUAGCCUUUAGCAGAUGUUCUGUUAGAGUGGCUUAUGCUGAGAGGACAUGAUCUGCACUUAACUAUCCUCGAACCCACUAGCACUGACUGCAGCUUUUGCUGUGGGCUUAAAGAUGGACAGGAGCCUGGAUUAUUUUCAUCUACGUACCUCUGAAGGGCUUGCCUGCCACUUUAAAGCUGCAUUUUUUCCUCAGUUUUUUACUGGAAACUUGAAGCUUGUCUUAAAGUUGGACUUCGGGACUUCUUCAGCCAUCAUUAAUUGUCCAUGCAAACACAACAGCUGGUCCUCAAUUCUUUGAGUCUUCAACCAUGCAGCAAAGAAACAAACUUACAAGAAAUACAACAAAAGUGGUAUACACCAUGUGCUUGACUAUAUGUAGCUGUUAAAAGACUUGUAUUGAGCUUUUAAGGCUAUUUCUGCUUUAUCCCUUACUGUGCGGCAUCUGGAGAGUGAAAAAAGCCAAAAACCUUGAAUUACAUGCAUUUGGGGUCUCAAAAAUUGAAUCACUUUUCUUUACAGAUGUCUCUGCUUGUCUUUGUUUGCUGAGGGUGGGGUGGGGUAAACAGUUACUUCUGCACAUUCUAAUGUUUAAUAGAACACUUGAAUUUAACCAAUAGACAUUUUAGACAGUAUCACUAUUUGGACCCUUCUUGUUUGAUUUUAAUCCUGAGGAAGAAAAUUCUUUAAAGGUGUAAAAAGUUGUCAAGUCAUUUUCGGAAUGUUCAGGUGGUAGUGUAAAGUUAUUUAGAUUUACCUACAUGAAGUAGGCAUAAAUUGUGCAGUGUAUUGUAUCUAUGCCAUCAGUGGCAACAUAAGUGAAAAUGUAUAACUAAUUGCACUGAAGUGUGUCAUUAAGACCAUCCCUGGGAUUAAAUCUUGAGGGGGAGGGUCCAACUUCUGUAUAGGUGGGUAACUGAUGAUGUCAUCUGUCACAGUUGGAGGUGUAUUUUGUCAUGGUGGCCAUGCUAAUGUGGUAGUCCAUGUUUUUGUAAUCAUUCCUGUUAGUUAUGCUUGGCAGAGUUGUCCAUGGUUUAAUGAAACAGCUGUAACGUAUGUGGUUGCUAUCCCAAUAGUGUUCCUAGGCAGGUAGGAUUAUUUGUAUGAAGGUUUAUUAAGAUGUUUGGAGUUGUUCCUUUACACCUCUUUUGCAUUCCCAGCUAAUGCAUCUAUUUGAAACAGAAAGCAGAGUGAAUAAACCAAAUAGUUGCCAGUGGUUCUUUUUUGUGCACUUUAGUCUGAAUUGCAAUGUCACAGGUUCUAAUCUCAUUGCAGUUCAGUACUGAAUGAGUCACUGACUUGACUACUUUUAUGCAUUUUUCCUCCAGAAACAGUCACGUAGAUACUCUGUCAAUCUGUAAAAUAAAACAAAAUGCAAACAUAAGUGUCAUAGGUUAUGUAACAACUGCGUUCUGUGUGAUGUUGCACGUUCACUGACAGUGUAACAGACAUCAUUUGUUCUGCUCCUACCAUCACUGUCAGCAGCACGGUGAUAGUGUAUAAAUAUGAUCAGAUCACUUAAAAUGGAUUGGAGAUUAUGCUACCCUACAGACACAUUGUGAUUGUACAUUUCUGUCAGGCAUCAUCCUGUAGGUGUGUGUUUGAUUCCAUCAGCCUGCACUUGCAGACUCUGAUUUGGAUCAACCCACUUGGCCAGACAGAUCACUACUAAAAAGAGACAUUUGGCACCUUGAGGGUUUUCCUGUCAACAUAUCACUUCCUGCUUAUACUCCAAGAUGAACGUUGGCUUGAGGGACACAAAUGUGCUCACUGUCAGGAAGGAAGAGAAGAUGGCAGUGACCACAGGUGCCCCAGGGUUCAGUCAGUUUGAUUGUACUGACACUUUCUGUCAAUGUUUUGGCAGUAUCUCUGAAAAGGAGAAGCAGUGGAUAUUACAUAACACUCCCUCAGGGUUUCUGUGUUCUUCCACUUUUCACUUUUCCCCUGUGACACCUUACAAGACAGAGUUGUAGAUAAAAUGCUGUUCUUCCAUCCACAGAGAGAAAUGUAUACAUUUGUAAGCUCCCUUCAUAUUUUCCAAUUGGCUUACUCUUUAGGUAAGUGGUGCUUGAAGCUUAAAUGAUGACACCCCAAGGCAACAGGAGCUGAUCAGAUAGAUGGAUAGAUAUUAUGUCAGACUUUGAUUGUCCUCAAUAAAUAAAUAAACAGUUAACAUUAGAAUUUGAAACUAAGAGACCUGUUGAAAUAAUACAUGAAAAGAGAUAAGUCAUGAGUUGUAGCAUUAGCAAGCAACCACCCUGGUAUCUUUUUAAUACAGUAGUUUCAUUAAUCAAUGUCCUCUGUUAUGCAUUACUGUGGGAUGUGUUUACCAUAGAGAUCCUUCCGAUUAUGUGUUCUAAUACUUUGCAGCCCUUUUCAUGGUUUAUUUAAGUAGUUUGUAAGGACUGAAACCACAGCAUGCAGAGAGGCAGAAUUCAUGUAAAAUAAUUUAAAUGUCUGUAUUAUUCCAAAGAUUUUAAAACAAGAAAGACCUGACAAUCCUACAGACAUCACUUCCAAAUGUUAGCAUAUUUUUUUUUAAAUUUACAUAGUGGUCUGGAGUGAACAUAUGCCUUUUCACAAAAGAAUGCCACUGGCUUGCCUAUGGAAAUGGCACAUCUCGCUGUCCCAUUAGCUCAAGUCCAGCAGAUAGCUGCCACUAAGACCUGUAGCCAGAUAUCCUUUUGUGUGCAUGUAUAAAAUAAUUUUUCUUGCAAAGGUGUUAUACCCAAAGUCUUUCUCUGUGAACAAUUUUUGCUGGCUCCAGAGUGCUUGUCAAGUGCAGAGUGGUCAAGGUUCUAAUUCGCUGAGCACAGUUUGUCAAACUUCAACUCCACAAUCAGUUUUCAGUUGGAAGUCAGAGCCAAUGCACACUUACAGACCACACUGACAAUGAUUCUGUUAUUUUGGGAGAUUUCUGCCUUCUUUGUGUUUAUGUAACCUUGAUGUUGGUAUAUAUAGAAGUUCGAAGUUUGAGGGAUGUGGGCCUUGCUCCCCACAGAAAGCAUGCUGUGGGUCUUGCCUCCCACCUGCAAAAAGAAAAAAGCUUAAGCUUUAUGUUGAUUUCCUGACUAGCUGUGCCUGGCAAGCUGGUUCUUUACCAAGUUGUAACUCGACGAGUCAUAGCAGAAACUGGUUUGGCAGUGGACAUUGCUAUAGUGAGGACAUGUUUUCCACAAAAAGAUUUAGAUUUUUUUUUAGGAAUGGUUAGUUCAUACCAUUGUAUGUGUCAAUGCAAUUUUCUUAAAAACUCAAAAGUUAAGUGGCCUGUGGAUUAAAAACAUGACUGUUUAUUUUAACAUGACUUAAUAUAUGUUUCAGGCGAGUAGUACUUGAUAUGUUAGAGUUAAACCCAGCAUUCCUAAUUUUGAAAUCCUUUCUGUCUUAUUGAAAUGGGUGAAUACUCUUUUAUGUACUGUAGGAGUGGAAUACUGCCAGUCUGUCUUUUUUGCCAAACAUCAUGCUUAGUGCAAUUUUUGUUGUUGUUGUUUUUUUUUUUUGUUUGUUUUUUUGUUUUGUAGAGGAGAACAGGAGAACACUGUAAAAACUGUAUUGUGGAACAGAGAGAAAACAGAUAUUAUGUGCAAUAUGUGGAAACUGAACAGUUAUACAGGAGUAGACAUCUGUGCUGUAAAACAGGUCUGUUUAGAGAAGCAAGGCCUAUCUAAUGUCAGGCCUCCUCCACAUGUCAGCAGCUUUUCACUGUAGUUUUGGUGUUGGUAUAGGUUUAAUCUAAAAAGAAAUAAUGUUGUGUUCAAAUACCGUAGGCUUGAAGCAUUGAUCAGGGCAGGGGAGAACAGUAGCACAGACAUCUGUUAGUUUGUUCUCACUAAUGAAUAGCAGGAGUGUGCUGAUUUGUAUGUUAUGUAUAAGCUCUUGAGAGAAGACAAGAACUGCAAAUCAAGUUACAGACCUUAAAAUAAGAUUCAUUUAGCAAUCAUUAGUUGUCCGAACACCAGUUUAUUUUUAACUUCACUAACUUCAUGUUCAUUGUGUGUCAUCAGUUUGUGCCAUGUGUGAUCUGACACCAUCCCACAGUUUAUGCCCCCAUUUGGCAUUGUGCUGUUAAUCUGAAUAGUUAAUGCAGUCUAGUGGGCUAGUUAAAAUGGUUGACAGCUGUGUGCCACUAUUCUUUUAUUGUGUGCUUGAGCUACUCUCUAAUUAGUUACUACAUUACCCAUACUGGCCAGCCAUUCAUUCUCUGAAGAGUUGUUAUGUUGUUCAAGAGAGACAACAGUGAACGGUAUUGCAGUGUUUAUUUCACUGAAAGCUUGCAAAA
Molecule: messenger RNA, 6191 nt
Organism: Protopterus annectens (West African lungfish)
Lineage: Eukaryota; Metazoa; Chordata; Ceratodontiformes; Protopteridae
Gene: KLF7
Product: Kruppel like factor 7
Exons: 4
Coding region: 423-1295 (290 amino acids)
Biological process (GO): regulation of transcription by RNA polymerase II
Molecular function (GO): RNA polymerase II cis-regulatory region sequence-specific DNA binding; DNA-binding transcription factor activity, RNA polymerase II-specific
Source: RefSeq, a predicted model, not a curated record